Molecule: messenger RNA, 2133 nt
Organism: Nothobranchius furzeri (turquoise killifish)
Lineage: Eukaryota; Metazoa; Chordata; Actinopteri; Cyprinodontiformes; Nothobranchiidae
Gene: rflnb
Product: refilin B
Biological process (GO): negative regulation of bone mineralization involved in bone maturation; skeletal system morphogenesis; actin filament bundle organization
Cellular component (GO): actin filament bundle
Molecular function (GO): filamin binding
Source: RefSeq, a predicted model, not a curated record
AAGUCUCCUUUGAGGGGCCAGGAUGAGUUUUGAAGAGGAGCCGCUGGUGGCUGGAGGAGCUAAUCCUGUUGAUCCCUGUGUCGGAAACGUGGAUUAGACCUGGGAUCCUACGCGCAUUCGCCCAAAUCUGCUCCCCAUCAGACUGAGGGAGUCUUCUGCCCGCAGAAGCGUCUGCAGACCGGGCAGAAUUUCUGCAGCACGCGGAGGAACCGUGCAACAAAACCGAGAACAAUACGAGGAAGUGCAAUUUCCCUUUCCAAACCUGCACAUCACUCUCUGGACUUUUGCGACACUUUUUUAAACAAGAAAUGGUCGGCAGGUUGAACUUGCCAAAUGUUUCCGAAGGAGAUCCUCUAGGCAUGAGCUGCAGCAGGGCUGAGAGGGGACUUGACAGCCCGGACUCUGGGUUACCCCCGAGUCCGAGCCCCAGCGCCUGGCUGAUGCCUGCGGGCGCAGGGAAAGCCGGUGGGGUGAGCCCGGUGUCGGAGGACGAAGAAAGGGGCUCCCUGGUUUCGGUUUCACCAGCUGGCCCUUUACCUGAGCUGCAGCCUCUGUCUUUUGGGGAGGGUAUCAGAUUAGAACCGUUGCCACCAAAGGAGCUGAGAUACAAAUCAUUCGUGCACUAUGACUCUGACCGUCACUUCAUCCAGACUGUGGAUCUGCAGCCUCGGGGCCAGGGCCUGGAGCUCUGCAGACAAACCAUCGUGGCUUUGCCCCACAGCACCUGGCGCCACUACAAGACACAGCUGGAGUUGGAGCCACGCCUUCGUCCCCAAUGCUUCAGAAGCACCACCAUCAUCUACCCUAAGAAAACCAGCGAAGCCUACAUCACAGAGCUGAGCUACGACUCCCACCGGCAGUGCAGACGCUUCCUGUCGAGUGUGGAGCUGGAGGUGGCCUGCAGCAGGAGGCUACCUCAAUGAGGGUGGGGGUUAGGGUAGGUGAUUGGGGUUGUUUUUACUGUCACUGUACUGAUGCUCCUCUUAAGUUGCACUGAAGCCAGUUCAGGCUUGUUUUUGUUUUUAUUCACCUCUUCAGGUUUAAAAUGCUCCUUUUUGCUCCUGAUGCAUCACCAGCAAAUGCAACCUCUGUAAUAGUCUCCCGUCGUCUCUUUAGGGUCCAGCUAAGUGGUGGUCGUGUAAAUGAACCAGCUGUGUUUUCCCCCUCAGCCUCAUUAGAAUGCAUUACUGAAGCCUCACUGUUCAUUAUGUCCUCCCUGUUGUAUUUGUCCUUGUCUUCAACUGCAGGCUUGAGGAGAAACUUGAGGCCAAAGUAAUCAGAGGAGGGAAGCUCAUUUAGAAGAGAAAGGAUGUUUGUGCUUUUAAAUCUUAAUAUUAAGGUUUCGUUCUGCCACUGACCUGUUGUGUACAUGUUUGUCUCUUCUUUCAGUUACACCUCCUAUACUGUUGGUGGGAGGAGUCUGUGCUGUGAUUGUUUAUCAUUCAUGUCUCUGUGAAAUCUGCUUUAUUGAUGUUUUAUUUAGAAGCCUGUCACCUCUCUAAGGGUCUUUCUAAUCAGUAGAAACAUCUGGGUAAGACCUCUGGUUUGAAUUUACUUUGAGAGAUCCCAUUACCCUCGAAGCUCAUGAAUUUGUUUUUUUUUAAAUCUUAGUACUAAAUAACUAAAAAUCCAGGGUUUGAAAAACUAAAAUUUGUCCACACUGUUGAAAGUGUGUGUGUGUGUGUGUGUGUGUGUGUGUGUGUGUGUGUGUGUGUGUGUGUGUGUGUGUGUGUGUGUGUGUGUGUGUGUGUGUGUGUGUGUGUGUGUGUGUGUGUGUGUGUGUGUGUGUGUGUGUGUGUGUGUCAUUAUUAGUCGGUGCUCUUUUGAAACCUUGCAUCAAGCUUCUUGUUUUGUCAAUUUUAUGUAUUUUUGUAUGUGAUGGAAGACAUUUCCAAUGUUUAAGCUUAGACUGUGCCGGUAACCGUGAUAGUAUCUGAGGUUGGUGUUUACUAAAGCAUGACUCAAUCACUGGUGCACAGGAUUUCACUGCGAUAACUUAAAUGUUGGAUUAAACUUGUAUUUAUUUUUACAUUCACGUGCUGAUUAACUGAUCCCAUCCCAGUCACUGGUGAGGAAUAUUUUCAAGAUGCCUUGUACUUGUGCCUGUUUGAAAUAAAGUGAUCACGUUUUUGA